AUGUCUAGUGUCGUUGUCAGGUCCUCGUCGCCAAUACUUCAAACUUCACCUUCUUCUGUCGAUCCUACGACUACAAGCUACUCACUCUCAGCAUUUGCCAUCGGUGACUGGGGUACCACAACUUAUAAAAGCUCAUGUUGCACACGCUCUAGUUCGUACAACAACUACGACGUCAAUGCUGAGGAUGUUGUAGCCAUUUUAAUGAACACGGAGGCUGGCAACAUGGCAGUCAAGCCUAAAGUAAUUAUUGGACAUGGAGAUAACUUUUACUGGACGGGAAUUAAUAGUUUUGAAGGCCGCGAUUGGCGUUUCGCCACAACGUUUGAAGAAAAGUUCAACGGGAACAAUAUUCGAGCAAUUCCGUGGGUGAAUGUACUCGGUAACCACGACUACGGUGGUGCCAGUUACGUCUGUAAUGAUGGUGAUAAUAAUGCUCGAUGUGCAAAUACUGCUGAAUUAUUGCAAGGGAUUGAAAACAAGUUUCAAUGGCAAUCUACAUACACGAGUCCGAAUGAUAAUCGCUGGCAUCUACCGGAUCAUUCUUACGAAUACUGGAUAGAGGAUGCUGCCACGGGUGUGAGCAUUGAAAUUUUUAACAUUGACACAAAUGAUGCCGACGUUCAUGGGGCGAUGCAAAUUUGCUGUCAAUGUUAUGGUUACUCGAAUGGUGAUAGUGCCACUUGUCGUAAUGUCGGUCGUGGUCACCAAUUUUGUUGUGGUGGAGAUACCGCCAUGUUUGAUGCCUGUAUGGCCAAGUUUAAACAGUGGGGAGAUGAUUCAAGAGCUCGAAUCACCAGACGAGUGAGAGACUCAACAGCCACGUGGAAGAUUGUCAAUAGUCACUACAGUGCCUACAACCACUAUGGGGAGAAUGGUAUGCGACAGUGGUUUGACAUUUUACGUGGCUCGGGGGUACACGUGUGGCUCAAUGGCCACACACACGGUGAAAAACAUGACUACUCGGCGUCGCUUGGUAUUCACUUUAUCGAGAAUGGUGCCGGUGGUGGCAUCCAGCGAGAGGCGGCGAGCGGUAUUCCUGCUUACGCGUCGAGCUUUGUCAAGAACCUAUGGACGUACUCAGCUGACGAAUACGGCUUUAUGUCACUCCAAGCAUCGAAAAACUGGCUCAAGCUGCAGUAUCACACGGCAGAAAAAUCGUGGCAGUUUGGAGAAAAUAUCCAAAGCACCAAGAUUGGCGGCGUGGCGACCAAACAUUGCUGGUAUAUCCCGUCUGACGGCGGAGAGGGCCGUCGAUGCUGA
Molecule: messenger RNA, 1260 nt
Organism: Plasmopara halstedii
Lineage: Eukaryota; Oomycota; Peronosporomycetes; Peronosporales; Peronosporaceae
Product: Purple (tartrate-resistant) acid phosphatase
Exons: 1
Coding region: 1-1260 (419 amino acids)
Molecular function (GO): ferric iron binding; ferrous iron binding; acid phosphatase activity
Source: RefSeq, a predicted model, not a curated record